Molecule: messenger RNA, 397 nt
Organism: Bemisia tabaci
Lineage: Eukaryota; Metazoa; Arthropoda; Insecta; Hemiptera; Aleyrodidae
Source: RefSeq, a predicted model, not a curated record
ACAACAACUGCAAGGUUUGCUUAAAGCACUUCAAAGACAGCAUGCUGAAGACAGAUAAAGGAGGAAAAUUAAGAUUGGAUGUUAAUGCAGUGCCUACUGUAUUCAGCGGAUCAUCAGCAUCCAUUAUUCCCUUAGCCAGCAAAAACAUGAGAACUAUGGCGACACCAUCAUUUACAUCCACAAAACAGAACCGUCCUGUGAAAUGUGUGAGGCGAUUGUUCGACGUGGCAGCUUUAGAUUUUUUGGACAUUCCAUUGGUCGAGAAUUCCCAAGAAUCCCUACUAAAUAUACCUGGUGUGAAACCUUUCCCCCAAUGCGAAGACCCUUCAAAUACCUGUGAUACUGCUACGAUGCUCUGAUGCUGUCAACACCCCAUCUUCGCCCAGCCCGAAACGAA